AUGGAUAUCGAAAAUAUUUUUAAUGAUUCAUGCUACAUACCAUUAAAGUGGGUGGAAAAAUAUGGGUUGGCCAUACUAUGGCAAACGAUCAUGGGUCAAGUUUGGCGACAUAUAGAGUCUGGUGAAGAUUGGUCAGAGAUUAUUUAUUUAAUUGACGACCAGAAGACCAGGCUGCUUAAAUUGGGAGCGAAUGUCUGGUGUUAUUUUAUGGUGACUGACAAUGAUGACGAAGAAAUUUUGCAUGCGGACCUACAGCAAAUCGCUCACGAUCCAAAUUAUUUCUACCUCGAUGGCAUUACAGCUCGCUGCAUAAGAUUUGCAGCCAGUGUCGAAGGAUGGCCAGGUGAAAUAGUUAAUUUUUCAAGACCUGGUGAGGAGCUAAUGACGGUGGAUGAGAACAUUGAAGAUGAUGAUGAUGAAGAUGAGGACAAUGAUGAAGAUAUUGAUGACUUUCCGUCAAGAACACCAUCACCACCUCCACCAUAUUCUCCACCACCUUCAUACUCGUCAUUGUUUCCAAUUCACCCGCUACCACAAACAAUGUACGCCCCAUCAACAUCGUCGUAUUUACCGUCACCAUCACUGUCACAGCCAUCAUCAUCAUCGUCAUUAUAUGCAUCAUUUUCACAGUCACAUCCAUCAUCAAGCACAUCACAUGCACCACCAUCAUUGGCACCAUCAUUGUCAUCAUCAUCAUCAUCACCAUACCCAUCGUAUCCACAACCAUCAUUAUCAUCAUCACCGCCAGCAUAUUUACCACAACCAUCGUCACAGCAGCCACCAUAUUUGUUACCACCACCUUCAGAAUGGUCAUCAUAUUUACCACCGGCACCAUCAUCACAGCAGCUAUCAUAUUUGCCGCCGCCACCUUCUCCACCACCGACAUAUUUACCACUACAACCACUGAUGCCAUGGGUUGAUAAUAAUAAUAUUUAUUACAAUCAUCCAAAUGAAUCGGUGUGGGUACCAGCUCCACCAGAAUCAUACCAGCAACAACCUCAACAUCGCUAUGAAAACAACAACGAUCAUCAGCAUUUUCAACAACAACAGCAGCAACAACAUAUGGAAAAUGAUUUUUAA
Molecule: messenger RNA, 1080 nt
Organism: Microplitis mediator
Lineage: Eukaryota; Metazoa; Arthropoda; Insecta; Hymenoptera; Braconidae
Exons: 4
Coding region: 1-1080 (359 amino acids)
Source: RefSeq, a predicted model, not a curated record